Messenger RNA from Mercenaria mercenaria, 2328 nucleotides. Its product is annotated as phosphatidylinositol 3,4,5-trisphosphate 3-phosphatase TPTE2-like. Bases 167 to 1846 code for a protein of 559 amino acids. Gene Ontology annotation, molecular function: phosphatidylinositol-3,4,5-trisphosphate 3-phosphatase activity. The record is from RefSeq and is a predicted model, not a curated record. Gene Ontology annotation, biological process: dephosphorylation. Gene Ontology annotation, cellular component: cytosol. NCBI's taxonomy places the organism in Eukaryota, Metazoa, Mollusca, Bivalvia, Venerida, Veneridae. The transcript is spliced from 15 exons.
UACAAUUGACUAAUCAAUACACGCGUUUUAUUUAUCCACUAGAACAUUUGCGGUUGCAGACAGUUUUCUGUUUCGCAUCUUUUUUUAUGAAAAUUUGGAGUUUAAAGUAAUUGACAAGCAAUAACAAAAUUAAAAAUCGUUAAUGAAUAAAAAUUAAGACAUCAGCAUGGAUUACGAGAGGUUUGAGGCAAGUGGUGAAGAGGAUCAUGCUGACAGUGUAAACAGACAGAACUCGGCAGAGAUAUCUCCUUCAGAGGUUGUAUCAGCAUCCGCUAAAGGCAGUAUAGAUGAUGUACAAAUACAAGUUGAUGAAAAACCUGGUGCCUCCACCCUGCAGAUAUAUGACAUUGAAAAUAAAUCAGACUUACAGUAUGUUGAGGACCCUGGUAGUAAAGAAGUUCCUAAAACUGGCAUGGCGUUCCUGCAGCAGUUGGUACAGAAUGUUGUGGAGCAUAUGAUAUUCCGGAUUGUGACAGUGUUGCUUAUUCUUCUAGACUUUACACUUGUCACAAUAGACCUGGCUAACUUAGCGUGUGAUGCCAACAGUAUAUUAGAGAUUGUGUCACAUAUUAUUAUUAGUUACUUUGUUCUGGAAAUAUUUCUACGGAUAUUUUACAUGCAACGUCGGUUUUUCUACAACUGGAUAGAUAUAGUUGACAUGAUUGUUGUGUUGGCAUCAUUUCUACUUGACAUGGUGUUCAUUUUUAUCUCCAACAGUAGUAAAUGUGCAGCUGCAGAAGGCUCCGACUAUGCCAAGCUGAUGGUGAUAGGUCGUGUCUUUAGAAUCGUCAGAAUAAUUAGGAUUGUUUACUUUAUGUAUAAAGAGAGACGGCAUGUUUCCACAGCAACCAGGAGAGUUGUUUCUCAAAACAAGAGACGCUACCAGAGAGAUGGAUUUGACCUUGACCUUUGUUAUAUCACUGAGAGAGUGAUAGCGAUGUCAUUUCCAUCAAAAGGGUUUAUGGCAGUGUAUAGAAAUCCUGUACAUGAAGUGGCACGAUUCUUUGAGACAAAGCACAAAGAUCAUUACAGAAUCUACAACCUGUGUAGUGAGAGAGAUUAUGAUGAAACUCUGUUCCAUAAUCAGGUAGAGAGAAUAUUUAUAGAUGACCACAAUGUACCAACUGUCAAAGAUAUAAUUUGGUUCUGUAAGAAUGCACGGGAGUUUAUGGCAGCUGACAAACGUAACGUGAUAGCGAUACACUGCAAGGGUGGUAAAGGACGGACAGGUACAUUGAUAUGUGUAUGGCUCAUUGAAUGUGGAAUCUUUGAAGAUGCUAAGGAAUCACUUGAUUAUUUUGGUGACAGAAGAACAGACCUGACUGUAGGGAAUAAGUUCCAGGGUGUUGAGACACCAAGCCAGAGUCGUUUUGUUGGCUACUUUGAGAAAGUGAAGAAGGAUUAUAAUGGAGAACUUCCUCCAAGAAAAGAGUUGAAAAUUACUUCCUUCAAAUUAGAGAGUAUUGCAGGUGUAGGUAAUGGGGACGGCAGUGACCUGAGUUUAGAACUAAGAGUGGAUGGUCUACUUAUAUAUGAAGCAAAUGUUGCACGAGGCAUCAACUGUGAGCGUGAACAUGACAGGGACAAUGACUGUGUCACAAUUACAUUGAAGAAUGCUGUGACGUUAGCAGAUGAUGUUAAAGUCAGAUUUUUCUCUACUAAGAAAUUUCCAAAGGUCUAUGAUCACUGUGCAUUCUACUUCUGGUUCCAUACAUCCUUCAUAGAAAAUAACAAGUUGAGACUGCCUAGAGAUGAGAUAGACAACCCACACAAGAAAGCUGCACAGAAAGUUUUCAGAGAAAAGUUUGCUGUUGAAGUGAACUUUGAACCAGCUGAUGAAUAUUAAAGUGAUUCAUAAGAUACACACACAUAAUUCCAGUUGUGAUAAAAUCUAAAUACAACAAAAUGUGAUAACCUUUAAGUACAUUCAGAAUUUGUAUACCUUUAAUACAAAAACGUGUGAUAAACUUAAAAUACAUCCAUAUGUGAUAUAUUUUAAAUACACACAAAUUAGAUAAAGUUGAAAUACAUCUAGAUGUGAUAUGAUUUAUAUACACUCAAAUGUGAUAAAUUUUUAAAUACAUCCAAAUGUGGUAAACUUUACACAUCCAUAUUUGAUAUACUGAUGGUCACAGAUUUUCAACUUCAAAGCAUUCCAUAAUCAAAGUUUUUUAUGUUUGAUACACCUAUAAUUAUAUUCUGAUAGAAAGACUAUUACUUGCUUAUUAAGGCUACAUGAUGUGAUACAAAAAGAACAACAAAAUGAUAUGUACAUUAUAUUAUACUGUAAGGGUAUACAGGUAUCAUUAUAGGAUUCUCUUAUUUGUA